This is a messenger RNA of Anopheles marshallii, 1269 nucleotides long. RefSeq names its product protein pellino (gene Pli). The annotation marks the transcript as partial. Gene Ontology annotation, molecular function: ubiquitin protein ligase activity; protein binding. The transcript has 7 exons. Gene Ontology annotation, biological process: regulation of Toll signaling pathway; protein polyubiquitination. The record is from RefSeq and is a predicted model, not a curated record. Lineage: Eukaryota; Metazoa; Arthropoda; Insecta; Diptera; Culicidae.
UCUUCCAGAACUGACGGCACAGAGUCUCCGAUAAUUACGGAGAGCGAUGCAGAUACGGAUAAACCGCGGAUGAGAUAUGGAGAACUCGUGAUACUAGGAUAUAAUGGAUUUCUACCACAGGGCGACCGUGGCCGACGUCGGUCAAAGUUCGUCCUGUACAAGCGCGUCGAAUCAAAUGGCGUCAAACGCUCCAAACACUACAUCGUACAGUCGCCUCAGUCCUCGCAGGCCAUCUUGGACGCGAAACAGCACUCCAUAUCGUACACGCUCUCCCGCAAUCAGGCCGUCAUCGUAGAGUACAAAGAGGACCCAGACACGGAUAUGUUUCAGGUUGGACGAUCAUCCGAAUCGCCGAUCGAUUUCGUUGUGAUGGACACACUCCCAGGAGACAAGAAAGAUGCUAAAAUUGUGCAGAGCACGAUUUCUAGAUUUGCCUGCAGAAUUUUGGUGGACCGAGCGGAUGGCAACAAGGCGCGGAUAUAUGCAGCAGGGUUCGAUUCUAGCAGAAACAUAUUUCUCGGGGAGAAAGCCACUAAAUGGCAGGAUAAUGUAGAAAUCGAUGGCCUCACUACAAACGGUGUACUGAUAAUGCAUCCAAAGGGCGACUUUUGUGGCGGAAAUGCGGACUGCGGCCAGUGGCGGGAAACGUCCGUUGGUGGCGAUGUUUUCAGCUUGCGGGAAUGCCGAUCGGCACAACAGAAGGGACAGCAGAUCUACGACGAAACGAAUGUGCUGCAGGAUGGCACCCUGAUCGAUCUCUGCGGCGCGACGCUGCUGUGGCGUUCGGCCGAAGGUUUGCGGCAUUCACCGACAAAGAAGGACUUGGAAAAGUUAGUAGACGAAAUCAAUGCUGGCCGGCCACAGUGUCCGGUGGGCCUAAACACGUUAGUUAUUCCUAGAAAAGUGUCAUUGGGUGAUCACGUCAAUCAGCCUUACGUAUAUCUGAACUGUGGCCAUGUUCAGGGUCAGCAUGGUUGGGGCCAGGAUAAAAAUACAAAUGCACGUCGAUGUCCGAUGUGUCUGGAGGUGGGACCAGUGGUGACACUGUGCAUGGGUGUUGAGCCCGCGUUUUACGUUGAUUCUGGUCCACCAACGUACGCAUUCAACCCGUGCGGCCAUAUGGCGACUGAGAAAACGGUCAAAUACUGGGCAAAUGUCGAUAUACCUCAUGGUACCAACGGUUUUCAGUCGGUUUGCCCAUUUUGUGCGACCCCGCUUGUAGGAACUCCCGGUUACAUAAAGCUGAUUUUCCAGGAUAAUUUAGAUUAA